AUCUGUAUAUUUUCAGAAUUCAGAAUUUGAGACUGGCAUGUUAUUAGAACCCUAACUGGUGUGCUCUGACCUUUAAUGUAAAUAGCCCUUCAGAAACGUUUGUAUUUGCAGCGUGGCCCAAGUGCGAUCUGGAAGAUGGGAGGUGCGGUGAGUGCUGGUGAGGACAACGAUGAGCUGGUGGACAACCUGAAAGAGGCGCAGUACAUCCGGACCGCGCCGGUCGAGCAGGCUUUCCGGGCUAUCGAUCGCGCAGACUAUUAUCUUGAAGAAUUUAAAGAAAACGCUUAUAAAGACUUGGCAUGGAAGCACGGCAACAUCCACCUCUCGGCUCCGUGCAUCUAUUCGGAAGUGAUGGAGGCCCUGGACCUGCAGCCGGGGCUCUCCUUCCUGAACCUGGGCAGUGGCACGGGCUACCUCAGCUCCAUGGUGGGGCUCAUUCUCGGUCCUUUUGGUGUGAACCACGGGGUUGAACUCCAUUCGGAUGUAAUAGAAUAUGCAAAGCAGAAGCUGGACUUCUUCAUUAGAACCAGCGACAGCUUUGACAAAUUUGACUUCUGUGAACCUUCCUUUGUUACUGGCAAUUGCCUGGAGAUUUCUCCAGAUUGUUCUCAGUACGAUCGCGUGUACUGUGGGGCUGGUGUGCAGAAAGAGCAUGAAGAGUACAUGAAGAGUCUUCUCAAAGUAGGGGGCAUCCUUGUCAUGCCACUGGAAGAGAAGUUGACUAAGAUAACGCGAACUGGCCCUUCUGCUUGGGAGACCAAAAAGAUUCUGGCAGUUUCUUUUGCUCCUCUGGUCCAGCCCUGUCAUUCGGAGUCUGGAAAAUCAAGACUUGUCCAGUUACCGCCGCUGGCCGUGCGGAGCCUCCAGGACCUGGCUCGAAUCGCCAUCCGUGGCGCCAUUAAGAAGGUCAUGCGACAGGAGACCGUGAGCGGCAGCGGAAACGGACUGAAGAGCACUCCCCGGGCCAAGCGGCGGAGGGUGCGCCGCCGUCGCAUGGAGACCAUCGUCUUUUUGGACAAGGAGGUAUUUGCCAGUCGGAUCUCCAGCCCCUCCGACGACAACAGCUGUGAGGACUUGGAAGAGGAGCAGCGUCGCGAGGAGGACAGAGCCGCGCCCGAGGCGAAGCCGGCCCCGCCCGUGAACUUCCUGCGCGAGAAGGUCCUGAGCCUCCCUCUGCCAGACCCCCUGAAAUACUACCUGCUCUAUUACCGGGAGAAGUAAGUCUGUGGGCCCCGGAGGAGGUGCAGCCCGAGGCUGCCCUCCCACCCCCACCCGGGCCCUCGCGGGGUCGCCGGGCUCACGCCGUGG
Molecule: messenger RNA, 1308 nt
Organism: Lontra canadensis (Northern American river otter)
Lineage: Eukaryota; Metazoa; Chordata; Mammalia; Carnivora; Mustelidae
Gene: PCMTD2
Product: protein-L-isoaspartate (D-aspartate) O-methyltransferase domain containing 2
Exons: 5
Coding region: 136-1221 (361 amino acids)
Biological process (GO): protein modification process
Cellular component (GO): cytoplasm
Molecular function (GO): protein-L-isoaspartate (D-aspartate) O-methyltransferase activity
Source: RefSeq, a predicted model, not a curated record